Striga hermonthica is the source of this 1428-nucleotide messenger RNA. NCBI's taxonomy places the organism in Eukaryota, Viridiplantae, Streptophyta, Magnoliopsida, Lamiales, Orobanchaceae. The record is from the annotation of a GenBank genome assembly.
AUGGGUUGUUUUCUUGGAUGUUUUGGCGGCGCGAAGGAUCAGAGACGCCGGAGACAGAGGGUUAAUCGGGGCAGCCCCCAGCGUCAAAGAAACCGAGUUCAGAAUGUUCACCAGGAGAAAACAGUCAUAUCUAAACAGCCAUUAAAGGAGACAGUCACCAUAUCUGAACAAUCAACCGAAGAGACAAGUACCGUAUCAGAACAACCAUUGAAAGAGACAAUUGCUGUCACGAACUCGGUUCCUGAGUUGCAAACUACACCAGAGGCAGUGGAACAAACGAGCCCAAGCCCGAGCCCGAGUCGUAGCCCGAAGAAAAAAGUUACAUUUAACUCAAAUAUCAAGACAUACGAGCACAGCCAGGUCCACGACAGCAUCGAGUCUUUGCCAGAGUGCUCUAAAAAUGUCGAGAAGGAGAAAGAACAUGAACAGUCGAAAUCAUCAAGCCAAGCAAAUUCGAUAUCAUCAGAUGAUAAUUCCAUCACUUCCAGCGUGGCGUCGUACCCUCCCAAUCACAGGUACCACAAUGCAAGGGACAGUGAUGAUGACUUGGAUGAGAGUGAUGAUGACUUGGAUGACGACGAGUAUGAUGAAGAAAACGAUUAUGAUGAAUAUGAUGAGGAGAUUGAUGCCAAAAUACCUGGCCAUGACCUUUGUACUGAACCAUAUAUAACAGAAUCGGUUGAGUCCAGGACAGGGAAAAACCCCUUUUCACAAGCUGCUGAUGAUGAUGAUGAAGAAGUGGAGAGUUGUCCUAUUGUGCCUGGUGGUGGGUCGAAAGGCAACGCCCGGGACAAAAGUGAUUAUCUUAAUUCGGUGCUGAGCCCUGUGGAAAAUACUACUCAGUGGAAAGCUGUGAAGUCGGAAGGGAAGAAGAAUCUCUUGAGGCCUCAGAAGGAGAAUUUGACUGCUGCUGAUAAUCUUGAGCCGCCACCUCGUCUGUCUUUAUGCUCGGAGCCAAUUGUCAAGAAGAAAACCAAUCAGUCGAGGAACAAUGGAGAAGUGGCGGUGGACGCGAGUCUCUCGAACUGGCUUUCUUCGCCUGAAAUCACGCCACCCAAAACUAGAAAUUUUGGUGGUUUCGAGACAAAUGUUUUUGAAAAAAAUGUGUCUGAAGGGCGUGUUUCUGUCAGGAGCUUUGAGGAUCGACCGAUUUUAGGUGCACUGACGGUUGAGGAGUUGAGACAGAUUUCAGCAACUAAUAACUCCCCACGAAAGUCUCCUAGUCGAAGCCCUGAUGAGAUGCCGAUUAUAGGCAGUGUCGGGACAUACUGGAACGACUCGAGUUCGAAAAAGCAUUCUGACUCAUCAUCUUUUAAGGGAAUACCGAACACGACCAGCAAGUACAGAGAGGAUAAGAGAGUUAAUUGGCACUCUACACCUUUUGAGACGAGACUGGAUAGAGCUCUUUUGAGUCGAGGUGCACCCUAG